Dibothriocephalus latus is the source of this 585-nucleotide messenger RNA. NCBI's taxonomy places the organism in Eukaryota, Metazoa, Platyhelminthes, Cestoda, Diphyllobothriidea, Diphyllobothriidae. The record is from the annotation of a GenBank genome assembly.
GACGAUGAACUCACCAUGGAAGUGGAGUACGAGGUGCCAGGGGGCAGUGAAGGGAUCGACUCAAAUGCUGCCGAUCCCAUGGCAGUCCUAACGGAGUCGGGUGCGGAAGACGGUGACUGCCGAAAGCACGGAUGCAGACACGAGGGAAUCUGCAGGCCAAAUCGCGACGGACAGUACUCCUGUCUCUGCCACAUUGGGUACAGUGGACUCGACUGUCAAAAUCUCAUGGGUAUGACACUGGACAGCUUCAUCGGCUGUCUCGACGAGAUAUACCUCAAUGGGAAGCUGCUUGACCCACGAAGAGAAAAGUUUGUCGGGGAUGCCGUCGAUGGAUACGGAGUUCAGCUUACUCCAAAGAUUCCCGAAUUUUAUGGAAAUUCACAUCUUGCCUUCUGGGGCAUCAAGGCCACCUCAAUGACUGAUACACUCUUUCAAAUUGUGUUUCUACCUCGCGGUUCAACCGGCCUACUGGCCUACUCCGGCUAUUCCUUCGACCGUAGAGGGGACUUUUUCAUGGUAGCCCUCGUUGAUGGCAAGGUGCUUGUCUCUUUCGACUUGGGAACUGGUCCGGCUUUUCUACGGUAG